Staurois parvus is the source of this 254-nucleotide messenger RNA. The record is from the annotation of a GenBank genome assembly. Lineage: Eukaryota; Metazoa; Chordata; Amphibia; Anura; Ranidae.
CUAGGGUUGGUGUCACCCGGUGCGGUAACACUUGGUGACACCCCCUCCGACGAUCCCCGCAGAAUGGAUCGGAUUGAGCAUAAUGGAUCGGACUCUGAUCCAUUAUGCUCAAUCCUCAGACCCAAUCCAUCCUGCGGGGAUCGUCUGCUUGCUUUACAACUUACCUUUUUGUGGAGCGGGUCCGGUGUCACCCCGUGCGGUCGGUGUCAACCGGUCCGGACUGCACCCCCCGCACCUGCCUAAGGACGCCGCUG